UGGCACGACGGCUCCUACCUCAGCAAGCUGCUCAUCACUGGCGCCCAGCAGGACCACUCGGGCAUGUACAUCGGCCUGGACGCCAACAAUGGCUACAGCUUCUGCAGCCCCUUCCUCACCCUGGGGCCAUACCCAAAGUCGCUAGGGCCACCCGUGGCCCCUCGUCCUCAGCCACGAGGCUACUGUGGCCCGUGCUCAUCCUGGGCACCCAUCCUGGGCACCGUGCUCCUGUGAUUCUGCCAAUCCAAGAAGAAGCCGUGCACGCCUGUCCCCGCGCCCUCUGUGCCCACACACCGCAAAUCAAACACUGCACACCAAACACCUGGGACCUCCAGAGACCAUGGCAGGAGCAAGGACCUGCCCCUGUCACCAGCCCCGGGGCUGUGUGAAGAGUUUGGCCCAGCGGCCCCCCAGCACCUGCUGGGCCCUAGGUCAGCUGCCGACCCCAAGCUUUACCCCAAACUCUAAAUGGACAUACGCGUGUGCACGCACACGCACAAGCACACACACUCACACACAGUUGCACACACUGACAUCUCACAGUCACACCUACACACCUGCUUCUGUAGCUUCGCAUAUUUAUCUUGUUAA
Molecule: messenger RNA, 591 nt
Organism: Myotis lucifugus (little brown bat)
Lineage: Eukaryota; Metazoa; Chordata; Mammalia; Chiroptera; Vespertilionidae
Gene: FGFRL1
Product: fibroblast growth factor receptor like 1
Source: RefSeq, a predicted model, not a curated record